Molecule: messenger RNA, 6558 nt
Organism: Mercenaria mercenaria
Lineage: Eukaryota; Metazoa; Mollusca; Bivalvia; Venerida; Veneridae
Exons: 4
Coding region: 443-1048 (201 amino acids)
Source: RefSeq, a predicted model, not a curated record
UUUUUUUAGGCGGAAUAGCCAAAAGUAGGUCAUUUUGCGAAACGUGUUUUAAUCGACAAAACAAUACACUGUAAAAUCCUCCUUUGUUUAUAUAAACGAAAAUCUUGUUAGAAUUAGAGUUCGAAAUAUUAUAAUCGAUACAUCACCAAAAUCAUUUAAAGGAGAGAAUUUAAUUAAGAAAAUUACACUGUAUUACAACAUAAGAAAUGAGAAUUUCGCAUGACAGAAUUAUUUAACUCCAAACCGUUCUUUUGUUCGUUUUAAAUUCAUUCGUCAUUUUCAAAAUAUUAACAUAUGUCCAAAACGAAAAAACAACAGAGCUUGCAUUUUGACCUAAAAUCAUCCCGAAAGCGAAAGAGGAUGUUAAAAGUAGACAGUUAACGAUAGCCCAGGCAUCGAAAUUUCUGCCUACAAUAAAGUGUCGGAAAUUUAAAUUCCAAUAAUGGCAGCUGUUAUGGGUCGGACUGAGGUCGGUAUAAGAAAGGUUGGCGGGACUGCAACUGUACCCAAUGACCCAAAGGCCAGGCUUAUGUACUAUUUGAAUUGUAUGUGCUCAGUACUUGACCUCAGUGAUACAGCAAACCUGACCAGGCUAAGAAACUACAAAGAAUACUAUUCACUGACAGAGGCGGAAACAGACGCUCUCGUGACUCUUUGUUUUCUUCUGUCACCGGACGAGCUUUGUGGAAAAGUAAUUUUUCAGGAUGCGGCCAUGUGUGGAGAUAGCAGCAAUGAAUUCUAUGAAGUUAGUGCUGUUCACCACAAUCUGCUGGUCUCGGAUUCCAUUAUUAUCGGCGGUCAACGUAGAGCGGUCUCAAAAAUUAUGGCGUUCAAACAAGAAUGGCUUGUGAGAUACUGGGUAGAGCCCAUGAAAGAUUUCGCCCCUCGUCUUGCUAGGAUUGCGAGCGCUGUUACCGGAAGAGGUACUGGCGCUAAUACUGGAAGGGCACCUCCGGCACGUGCGGUCGCGUACAGAGCACCAACUGAGCCUCAAUACAGAAGCAAUUACAGCAGCACCGAUGAUAACUGUUGCUGCACAAUACUGUAGCGGGCGGUAAUUGUUCAUAUAUGAAGGAAAAAAGUAAACAAACUGCAGCAUUUACCAAAAGAUAUAAAGUAGACUUAUGUGAUAUGUAUAUUAUAAUUUGAGAUAUGAAAUUUAUCAUUCAAAUACUGAUUAAGGAAGUUAUUUAUUCGUGGAACUACUAAGUUAAUCUUUACAGAUAACCUUAAUUUUGUAUAUACGGGAUAGCUUUGACAACAUGACCUACUUUAAUUUGUUGAACUAUUUAUUAUUUUAUUGAUCGUUUGACAAAAUUCGGUUAAUAACGGGAUGGUAAUGCAUUGAAAUUGAGCAUAUGCAAGGACUAAACGUAGAAUAACAGUUAUAGAAUACUGGUAGUUCUUUAAAAACUGUCAUUUUUUAGUCUGAGAUAUUCAAAAUGGAGAUCGCGACAAAUUAGUUUGCCGUUGUUUCGCAUUCUGGUUGACAUGCGCAAAAGCUUUAUUAAGGCCACCUUAAUGUCACCCUUAUAUUAACGGAAAAAUAACUUAGUUCGUUUAUCGCAAUCAAUAAGAUAAAAAUGUUACGGUCUUACCUCAGUUGGGUACUAAGCAAGCGGCGUGUACUCGCUUUCAUUUACCUCCAUUAUUGGAAACUGCAUUAUGUGUAAUUAAACUUCGCAUGGCAACCGAACAGAAUGAUUAAAUGCUAUAUCUGCCGUGUCCUUGUGUGGCGCACCGUCAGUACGAGGACUCGACAAAAUAGAAAAUAAUACAGUGUCGUCGCAUGGGGUGGGGAGUUGCAAACACGACAAAUAAUUUAUCGUACUGUGGUGAUAUCGUUCUGACGGGUGCCAACACCUCAGCAAGACAAACAUGAUGCAAACAUCUCAGCUCGACACGGUGCCAAUAUCUUAGCAUGACAUGGCAGAAACGAGCAACCAUAAAGUCAUAUCAUGUUAACUAAAAUUCUGGUCAGAAUAUUUUGCAUUUGUCCAAAGAAACCAAUCCAACUGUCUUCAAAACUUUAACAUGUAAUAAAAUUUAAACAAAUAUUCCUUGGGAGCAGAUUAUACUAUGCACUGUCGCUUUCAUUUAAUUACAAUGUAUGUUUCAAUAUAAAUACUAGAUACAGUAAUGUUGCUUCAGAAUGACAAAACUUUACUUUUCAUGGUUCAAGAGCAUUCUGUCUUCUAAGCAUCUAUUUUCUCUAGGAAAACCUCUCCGUGGACUUUUGAAUAAGUUCAUAAACUUGCUUUCUAAAGACAGUUUCAACAAGAAGGAACAAAGUUGAACACACGGUUCAUUUAAUAUUUGCAAUAUCAGGAGGAAAACACAAAUUUGAUUAGCAUAUUAUCAUAUGCAAAUAAUCUUGCAAUUUGGAAGAAUGCACCUAAUGUAUAAAUCAAAAUUAUCUUCACAAAAACCUAACUGUAUAAUUUGCCAGCAAAUAUAUUUUUAAACGUACAUCAACUCAGAAGCGUGCAUGUAGGCGUAUUUAGGUUUACUUUUAAUUUUUUCAACAGAGUAUUAUGCAAGCAUUUCAUCCAAAAGUAUUUCUUUAUCUGUUUUGCAUGUUUGCUGCGCAGAUAAGAGUUUAAAACCUAGCUGUAAUCUUCUAGUUGUAAGGUCUCCCAAACAAAAAUACUUAAAAGCCUCUGACAUUAACUUUAUUUGCUACUUUCUGUUAACCUAAUAUACCAUUUUAUUUUUGCCAUUUUAACGCCAAGCACAAGAUAACAUUUUUUUAUGUUAAUAGUUUCUGUUUAUCAAACUUUAUGUGUAUAUUUUUGUAUGUUGCCAAUACGCGAUUGUUCCUAUUAAUACAUGAUCUUGUUUAUAGACAACAUUGAAAAAAUACAAUUAUUUGAUCACUAACACCUCUUGUUAAAUAAAGCCUUACUCACUUUAAUAUAUUGACCUUUAGAUAAAGUGCCUACACUCCUCAAUUAAUCUUUUGCAAAUAAUCUGAAUAAUUGUUUGCGAAGACGGGAGCAGAAACCAUCAAAAUACUAGCUGGUUGACUUCUCAAUUCAAUGCCGUGAGAGUAGACAAAAAAGUGAAUGAAUUAUUGCCAUGCAAAACAAAGUUCCCUACUGGAGUUUGAUCUAUCAUCUCAGCUAUAGCAUAACACAAUGAUCUGAUAUUUGUCAAUGAUGUACGUACAACAUUGUACUUUAUAAAUAUAUGUUAUAACAUAUAACGUUUGGAUUAAAAUAUCAUCAAAAAGUUUUUCACUUUUAACAGAAAUUCAUUUUUAGAUUGGUGGGAAAAUAUAAGAAGGGAAGUUGUUCUGAACACGUUACACCAGUAAUUACUUUUAACUGUGUCCAUAUGACACAUGGGCUUUACAGACUGGACGGGAAAAGAUCAAUGUUGAAUUUGACCCUCAAGUGUGAGCUUGACCUUUGAGAUAGGGGUAUGGGUAUUGCGCAAUGAGGCUAUUUAACUACAUAACAUUGUCAUUGCAAAACAUGUCACUACAUAACGUGGUUACUUCACAAGAUGUCAAUACACACUACACAUGUCAAUACACAACGUUAUCACUAUACAACGUUGUCACUAAACAAAAGGUCAAUACACAAUUUUGUCACUACACAACAUGUCACUACACCACUGAGAUUAAUCCAAUUUAUUAUAGGUUUUGAAAAAAAAAUAGACAGUUAACAUGUACAAUAUUUUGCAACACUUUGAAAUCAUAUAAGGUUGUCGUGACACUAUAUAUGUGCUCCACAGUAAUCAAAUGCCUUAUGUCUGAUUGAUCUCAUACCACGUGAAACGAUAGGUUUUGCUGACAUCUGUCCCUUUGUCACUGUGAAGAAAUAGCUUCUUGAUCCCGGAAGGAAUAGUCACUGAUUAUAAACAAUUUUCAAAUUCAAGCUCGUUAAAGGGUAAUAUCAACUGCUUUAUCUUUUCGUUAUUGUAUAUUUUAAUUAUCAUUUUACAUGGUAGUGUUUGUUAUUAAAAUAGAUAGGGAGACAUAUUGUUUCUGACUGCUAAACAGUUUGAUUGUUUACAUAUCGACGGUGAUAUAACAUAUCACGAUAAGCAAUAUGAAAAAUAGCUGUUACUAUUGCGUGUCACGCGCGUCUUUUCAUACGCUGAUAAGGGUAAAUAUGAAAUAAAAUUGUGUCAUAAAACGGAUCGUAUCAUCAGAAUCUAACGGCGCCAUGGUCGGGAACAAAAUUAAUGUGCUCUUCUUACAACAAAUGCUGUAGAAGCAUGUUCUCUCGUGCCUCUCCACAAACAAAAGCCUACAAACAAGGAAGAUGCUGAUAUUACUGAUUGGACCGAUAAGCAUAAAUGAUAACUAUCAAUAUAUUUUAGGGUGCUAUAUGGGAAAGGUAGGAGGACUUGACAGGAUUCGUGAUUAAAGUGUAUGGUUUUUUUUUUUGUUUUGUUUUUUUUUUUCAAAAACAUAUAGUUCUUAAGUUUAGCUAUAAUAUGUAUAUAGGUUUCAGAGUAAAUGUGAAAAGGUAGCAGAAUUUGUAACUGGCAACACAGGUAAUAAUUUCCUUUAUGCAACUGACUACUUGUAUAUUGAACUACAUGUAGUCAGUUUCAUAUAACCCCGAAUUUUUUUCUGGUUUAUGUUUGAUUGUGUAAUUUGUUUGCAGACCAAUAUUUAUAAUGUCAGCUCUUGUUCGUCAGCGGUUGAAGGUUGGGACUGAACGGACCGGGCAUGCAGUAACUAUUGCUCCCAAUCCAAAGGCUAGACUUAUGUAUUACCUCAACAGUAUCUAUUCAAUACUGGAUCUCAGUGGCACAGCAAAUCUGUCUAGACUAAGGUAAUCUUGUAUGUACAAGCAACUUAAUUCACUUGAUAACACACUUUAGCGACUGUUUCAGUUUUAAGUUACUGCGUAAUCGUUGCUAGUUUUUUUCUUCACUAAAAGUCUUUUUGAAAAACUAAAUUGUAUUCUUGCUUAUCUGUAAGAUCGUUGCUCCGAAUUCGCGACCCUUGAUUCAGUAGUUCGACGGCUUCACACUUGACUUAACUACAGUUCUGUUCUCGCGUAGUCUUUCCUUUGCUGCGUGGUCAUCAACUCAAGUUUGAAGAGACAAUGUUUUUAAAAUCCCCCAACGUACUAAAACAUUCUUUUGAAAUUCAUCAGUGUUUAUUUCUGAAAUUUCUAUCCAAACGUUGAAUUGUAGAACAUGAUUGAAACAAAUAUCUGUAUUCGUUGGUUAAAUAAAAACUGAGCGUUCUGUUUUGCCGUUUUAUAUAAAAUUAAAUGUAUAAUGUUACAGUAUGUAGGCAAAAAAACUGUAAAACGAAAGUUGAGUCUAAUUUUUAAUUACUUUUAGCGGGUACAGUAAUGCAACAUUGUGAAACUUGUCCUGAUUCCUUUUUCUCAAGAUUACCAUGUCUAGUGUUUGUGCAAUCUACAAGCAGAGUUGUCGUUCGUUCCUCACCAUACACGGUGUGCAAGAGAGUGGUGUUUGUGUUGUACUGCUUAAGAGUCCUAAGAUAAAUAAAGCAGUGCCGUCCUAUAAAAUAGAGAAUGCUUCAUUUUUAUACAGAAAUUAUAGCCCGUACCAGACGUUGUCUGAGGAGGACAGGGAUGCUCUCGUGGUACUUUGUCUGUUACUUUCGCCUGACGAGUUGAUUGGAAAUAUCAUUUUUUCAGGUAGUUUAUUCCGUUUUACUCAAUGUGUGUUCUACCUGCAUUCAUGACCAACCUAUCGAAAGAAUGAUUGUAUUUUCCCUGAUUUUAUCUUAAGUUGUUAAUGCACAUUGUUGAUAGCAAAUGUAUCAGAAUUAUAUGACGCAUGCACACCAACGUCAAACAUUUUGUUAUUGUCAAUAAUUUGCUAUCUACCUGUUAAGUAGCCUGGCCAAGAUCUAAAUAAAACCUGAUCCUUUACCUCAUUGUUUGUCUUCUUAGUAUUAUAAAUCAUAGUUGCUAACUGGGCACACGUGUACAAAACAAGCAAAUUGGUUUUGACUUGGAUAAAAUACAGCCAAAAGCCACGCUUGAGAUGAAUUCAAAGAAGUUUAAUAUACUUAAUUUCUGUGAAUGAGAAGUCAUUGAAAUUCCUUCCACCACGAAUGGUUCAGAUCUAAUAAUUACAAUAGACGACUGCUUAAAACUGAUUAUAUACCUUGCCUAAAUUUCUAACUAGAAAUGUAAAAACGCCACAAAUAUAGAUCUACAAAGUCAAGGUCAGUUCAUUCAGACUUUAACCGUCACGGCGCCAUUCCGUGUUGAGGUAUACUAGGAUACAGCAAAAUAUUUUUUUAAUUUUUAUACAGUGGCUGUUCUCAUAAACCGAUAUCUAAUGUUUGAGCGAUCGUCACAUCCUUCGAACUCUUGGUCAAGUUUAUAAGUAGUCAGUCAGUUGUAUUGAUUGUAUAAACCUCUAUUAGCCAUAUAGAAUAAUUAUAAAAUUUAAGUUUACACGGCAAGUGGUUAUCGCCCUGAUAAAUGCAUAGUGGAAGGAUAAAAGGUGGUCUCCUACCGGGAUAACCUUGUCUUUCCCCAACUGGUAAGCCAGAAAAAAUCAUCUCCAAUUCUGAUAUAACGGACUAAUUUAAGCUUAAUAAAACUGACU